Messenger RNA from Blastomyces dermatitidis ER-3, 2112 nucleotides. RefSeq lists its product as uncharacterized. Gene Ontology annotation, molecular function: catalytic activity. Lineage: Eukaryota; Fungi; Ascomycota; Eurotiomycetes; Onygenales; Ajellomycetaceae. The coding region runs from base 313 to 1779 and encodes 488 amino acids. The record is from RefSeq and is a predicted model, not a curated record. The transcript has a single exon.
GCAACUUCCAACAUCAUAGCCAACACUUGAUAUUACAUUACAACAGAAUUCUGUGUCUUUUCAGUGCCUAUACAACGCGAUAAAGAAUGGGGUUAACAAUAUUUUCGAAUUGUAUGAAACGGAGGAGGGUACUUUUGUUUCCACACUUUAAAAAAGGAUAAAUACUUCGCUAUUCUUUUCGCGUGGUCUUCGCUGAAGGGACAGAAAGCACCACAGGGCUCGCUGUCAGCUGUAGCUACACCCACCGCGAGUUCUAUAUAUGCUCUACAAAACUAGGUGAAAAUAUUCCACUGAAUAUAAUAAACAAGUGACAUGGCCAACUUGCCAUACUCUGUUGAAAAAUGGCGUCAACAUGUCGCAACGGACCCGUUGGAGGGUCACGAUCUGUCGUCCCUCAAUGACUCGGCAACAGCAGCUUCAAUGGAGCCAUCCUUUUGCACUGGGACAGGAUUAGAUAUCCUGAGCAACUACAUUUGUCCGGAUAUCGAGACAGCGGACCGGGAAGUCGUCUUCGUGACUUGCUUUUGGGCAACCGUGUCUGAAUCUCGAGUACGACUCUGCGAAGCCCUCCGAAUGCUGUCCAAAAAGAUCGUCAAGAAAAGAGCAGCAGCUUCGCCACAUACUACUACCGUUGAAAAUAUCAAAGUCUACAUUUGUCUCUCAUCAGUUUCCCUCCUACAGAAGUUACGACAUACCGAAUCCACAGCUGGAUAUGUUUACAACCCGACAGAAUGGAACGAGCAGCUCAAACUCCCAAUCCCGCAAGAGAUCCCCGGACUAGAUCUGACCGUCAAAUCCAUCUUCAUCCGGCCCUUUUCCGUCAUGCAUCCCAAAUUCGUCAUCGUCGACCGGAAAUUCGUCUGGCUGCCUAGCUGCAACGUCAGCUGGGAGUCAUGGUAUGAAGGCGCCUUUCGCCUGAAAGGCCGCAGCAUCGUUGAGAAAUUCCAUAAAUUCUGGACAGAGGUCUGGAACCCCGACGCGCAACAGCCACACGGAGCAGCUGUCGGAGGAAUAUCAACAUUCCCGGCCACGGCAGAUGUAACUCUCCCACCUCUCAAAGACCCACCAGCCAAAUCGGCCGGUCAACUCGUAAAAUCGUUCCCCAACACCCCCGCAAACAGAGAACUGCACACUCUUUUUCUCCCAUCAUCGCACCAUCAAAACCCGGCUUUCCGCCCGGGCAUUUUCCGCUUACCAAGAUCGGAGCCGCGCACGCCGCUGAACGCCUUUACCAAGUUCCUGUUUGCGAAUGCCGAGAGCGAGAUAUACAUCAUCACGCCCAAUCUUACCGCGAAGCCUGUGAUGCACGCGCUAGUGCAAGCGCUGGAACAGGGCGUCAAGGUCACCGUUGUAACGAACAUGAAUCUCAUGGUGAUGGAACAGCUAGCCACAUCAGGGACGACGACAGCCCGCUGCAUAAAUUCGCUGAUGAAUUCACAUAGACGCGUGCUGUGUGCGUGGGGAAAGAAGGAAACAGACGCGACGGAUGCGACGAAGCCGGGUAAAUUAACGGUUCGAGAAUGGAAUGUCGCGAAUUCCCGUCGGUGUAAUCUAGGGGGCGGAAGUGCGUUUGUCAAAUCACAUUUGAAGCUCACUGUUGUUGAUGAGAGGGUGGUUCUCUUGGGCAGUGGGAAUAUGGAUCGUGCCAGCUGGUAUACGAGCCAGGAGGUUGGCGUUGCUCUGUAUUCAGCUGAGGUCGCGAAGGAGAUUCUCCAUGAGGUACUGAUGAGGGAUGUGGAGAAACAUAGUAGAACUAUUUACGAGUCGUUCGAAGCUUGAGCUUGCUUCUUUUCGUUUUCUUGUCGCACCGUGGGAUCUAUCUAUUUUUACUAAUGGGAACAAACCCUGUAAUAUUUAGAAUAUAGAAUAAUAUAAUUAGAAUUAGAAUUAGGCGCUAAUGUUUAAUUUCUGGUGUACACAUCAUUCCAAAUGAGUGUGACAAUAUCGUCGCCAGCUUCGCUCAAUACUUCAAUUUGCGGAUUCUGCUCAGGAGCUACUCAACAAUACUACGGAAGCACCAAUAUCGAAUUUAUGAUGGAAAUCUGUUGAACGAGUUUAAAAAGAUGUUUCUUAGGGAUUUUACAGCAGUAGCAAUGAUAUAUACAGUACUCC